Molecule: messenger RNA, 4028 nt
Organism: Anopheles maculipalpis
Lineage: Eukaryota; Metazoa; Arthropoda; Insecta; Diptera; Culicidae
Gene: gprs
Product: serine-enriched protein
Exons: 6
Coding region: 87-3890 (1267 amino acids)
Molecular function (GO): protein binding
Source: RefSeq, a predicted model, not a curated record
CCACCACCACCACCACCACCAUUUUUCCUGUUGGAUCGGUUGAGUAAAAGCUUGCAAAGAUUGCAACAGCAAUAGAAAUUACAGCUAUGCCUGAAGUGUUACCACUUUCUGGCAUGGCUGACGCCGAGCCGGACCUCUCAACGUUCGAGAACAAGUCCGGCCUGGCGGAGGACAUGAAGUUUCUCGCCUCGAUGCCGGAACUGUGCGACGUGACCUUUCUGGUCGGCGAAACGCGCGAACCGGUGUGCGCGGUCAAGGCAGUGCUGGCCGCCCGGUCACGCGUCUUCCAGAAGAUGCUCUACCAGGCACCGUCACCGCAGCGCAAAAAGGAACCGCCACCGCGCGAAAACAAAUUGCGCCUCUUCCUGAAGCGUUCCUCGGAACCGCUGCUAAAUCUACAGAACGCGGCGCAACAGCCUGCGGGUCAGCAGCAUCAAACGCUCAUUAUCGAGGAGUUUGAACCGGACGUAUUCCGGCAGCUGAUCGAGUACAUCCACACCGGCUGUGUGACGCUGCAGCCACGCACACUGCUCGGUGUGAUGAACGCGGCCGACUAUUACGGGCUCGAGGAGCUUCGACGUGCGUGCGGUGGGUUUGUGCAAUGUUGCAUUAAUGUGGACACCGUGUGCGCACUGCUAGCUUCGGCAGAACGUUACAUCCAGUACAAGUGUACCAAGAGCUUGGUCCAGAAGGUGCUCGAGUUUGUUGACGAGCAUGGAAACGAGGUGCUGAACUUGGGGAGCUUUACACUGCUGCCCCAACACGUCGUACGACUGAUACUGGCCCGGGAAGAGCUGCGAGCGGACGAGUUCACCAAGUUCCAGGCGGCAUUGAUGUGGAGUAAGAAGUACUGCGACUCCAACCAGAACACUCCACUGAAGGAGGUGAUUGGGAACUUUCUCGAGUACAUCCAGUUUCACAAAAUACCGGCAAAUGUGCUGAUGCGUGAGGUGCAUCCGCUCGGGCUGGUGCCGUACUCGAUCAUCAUGAACGCGCUUGCUUACCAGGCAGACCCAGCAAGUGUGGACCCCGGAAAGCUCUCCCCCAACUCCAGCCGACACCAUCACCACAGCCAGCAUCUUCACCAGCCAACCGGUGGCAGUGGUUCGAGCAGUUCUCGCUCGCUGCCCAAGAUACGGAAGGCCAAGUCGCAAAGCUUCCGGACACGCCGCAGCCCGUCCGAGCGAAGCUCCAAGGGUGGACACAUAUCGCCGUGGAAUUUUAGCACUAGCACCAGCACACAGCAGCAGCAGUCGCAGGCGUCGCAGCCGGCAAAGUCUCCAGUGGGUAGUACGACCCACCUGGAACAACACCGCAGCUCGAUCGGUUCGGCCAAGAGUCCGUGUCUGUCGCGGCAAGGUACGCUGCGUUCGUCUCAUCGACGUAAGAGCAGUCUCGGGGCUUCGCUCAAUCUGAGCCAAGGUCGUCGCAGUCCGAACAGCAUGCUGAACGAUCGAAGCCCAUCGGGACGUCCAAAAAGUCCGAACCUACUCAUCACCGAUCAAGCGUAUGCGUCCAGCUUCGAUAGACGAUCACCGACGGCUAUGUCCUUCUCGGGGCGCCGUAGUCCGUCCGGGCUGCGAUCACCCUCAGGAGGUUUACGAUCACCUUCUGGACGUCGUAGCCCACUCGGCUUCAAUUUACAGUCGGAGUACUCGGACUUGCUACAAAGCCAGCAGGACCGAUUCAGUCCCAACUCGCUCAGUAGCCACCAGUCGACGAGUGGGCCGGAUCGACGCACAAGCCCAACCAUCCAUCUACCUCCAGAGCGUAGUCGCAGUCCGGUCGGGUUCGGGUCCCGACUCGGAGGCAGCCUGUACGGGCCCGUCGGUUCGGAAAGUCGCUCGGCCCGCACCAGCCCCACCACUCUAGGUACCAUUCCGCCGAUUACCAUCUCUAACCCUUCGGAAACGUACGAGAUCGUACAGAAGUCCAUCGAAACGAAUCAACAGCAACGUAGCCCCAAGAGCCCUAAGAGUCCAAAAAGCCCUAUGAAACCUGAACCCGGAGCGGGUGGAUCAGCACCAGAGAAGAAGGAGAAAACGAGCGUCAUGAAGGAGAUACUAGCGUUCGUGCGCAAACCAUCUAAGAAGGUGACCACUCGCACGAGUAAGUUUGCGGCAGCUUUCACACGUACCGAAUCUACCACGGGAGCACCACUUUUGCGCCAGAGCACAUUCUCCAGCAUUCAGAACUCAUCCAGCUGCGCUGGACGGAAUGCCAUCACGAAGCAGAUGUCGGAGAUAGCUUUCGAACCGAUCAUGUCGUCGCUCAAGUGGAAGAAUGUGGGCUCCAAGAUGUCGCUAAAAUCACUCAAGAAGCUAUCCCAGGGUAUGAGCGUUUCGUCGGAUGGCCGAUCGCGCGACAAGCGUUCCAGUGGCGAUGAGGUGAGUGAUGUCGAGAGUAGCGAUGGUACGGCGGCUGCCUCAGUUGCUGGCAUUCCGGGUACGUCGGAGGGUGUAUUUGAGGUGCUCGAAAGUGUCCAUUUUGAGAAGGUCGGUGAAGCGUACAUCAAGCACGAUCAGAUACGGGAAGAGGAAAGCCCACGAGGAUCGCAGGAUAGUGCAGCUGGUAGUGAUGAGGAAGAUCGCAAUGGUGCCGACGGCGGUGGCCGUUUAAGAGUGACAGCUGUCAGUGAAAUCAAAAAAUCCUUGGAGGCUCUUUUUACGCGCCAGGAACCGAUUGAUGAGGCAGGCGAGACAGGAACAGCUCGGGAGCCGGACGCUAUCCAGUGUCCGACGUUUGAAAUUGAACCACCAUCGAGACGAGCCUCGUUUGAUCCUCCCCGAUCACCGUUCCUGGAGAAUCUUCGAAGUCUGAGUGAUACGGAUCACGAAGGAACUCAUCACAGCCGGCUCGACUCGGGUGGGGAUAGCUUCGAGAUGAUCGACACCACUGAUAGGAUGCCGGGCUCGAGUGUUUCAGGUGAUCGCCACUCGUCCAUGGACACCAGUUUUGACAUCUCGCGAUAUCAAUCUACUUCUUACGAGGAUCAAAACUCAAGCUUCGAGCUGGUGGAACUAGACAACUCCCAGCGAGGUGAUAAAACACUUUCCCCGUUCGACAUUCGCAAGUCUUCUAUAGAGCUGGUCGAUGCAGAAACUUUCCAACGUUCCGGAUACCCCGAAGGUCGCAAAUCCUCCCUCGAAACACACUUUGAUCUGGCGGACAGCUAUCAACAGCAUCACCAACAACGUUCCGCAAGUCCUCGGUCGGCAUUCUCCGUCAUCUCCAGCUCGCGAGCUCCGACACGCAAGCAGAUCUCCGAACCGGGUCGCUGCCGGGACUCUCUUCCAAGAUCCGGUGGACCAUCCACUGCCACCGGUAUGAAAACUCACUAUUCAGCUCCACACCGUGCCAAGUCACCACUCUCCAACCAGACCUCGUCGAACUUUAGCUCUCGCGACAGCUACGACUCCAUCUUCGAGUCCACCCCACCACCUCACUACCACUCGCAGCAGAAGAGCCCCUACUCGUCGUCCGACCCGAAGCAACACUUCCCCCUACCACCCCGCAAGUCGUCCAACGAGUCACCUCGCUUUCUCUGCACCGAUAAGCGCUGUGCCGCCAUCUUCGAACCGCGACCAUCGGUCGGUUCGAUCGGGCAGGUCGGGUCGGGUGUGGCAGGGACGGCUACCGGACGCCUUUCCUCCUGCUACCUAGACACCUCGAGCGGCAGUGAGUUUGAACCUCCGUCACCGCGCCGUGCCGCCAGUGCCUCACCCAAGCACACCUUCACCUUCCGGAUAGUGCUGAAGAAGGUGGACAGCUCGCCGGACGCCAUCUGCCCGUCGGCCGAACGGCGCCAGCUGCGCGAAAAGGCCGAAAGUCGCCACAAACGGCGCGACAGCCGCCGGAAGAAGUUGCUCGAAAUAGGGAAAAGUUUCUAAUGAGCGGCACUUCACGAAUGAGAUCAUCAGAACCAGCGGGUUGGAUCUCAACUCAACGAAGGAAUUGCGUUUCUGGUUUGCGUUAAAUGCUUCAUUUCGUUUGCUGUUUCGUUUUGUUUCGAAGGUGCCGAUAAAGGG